Molecule: messenger RNA, 1964 nt
Organism: Papaver somniferum (opium poppy)
Lineage: Eukaryota; Viridiplantae; Streptophyta; Magnoliopsida; Ranunculales; Papaveraceae
Product: putative F-box/FBD/LRR-repeat protein At3g59240
Exons: 2
Coding region: 52-1095 (347 amino acids)
Source: RefSeq, a predicted model, not a curated record
UCUAUCCCCACACUUGAUUUUUCACGCCAAUAUCUUUCAAAAUCACCCUCAAUGUCCGAAAUCAACAAGUUCAUGGAAUUUGUGGAUAGAACAUUGCUUCUUCAUGAUGUGUCAAAUAUUCAGAAGUUCCAUCUCAAGACGAAUAAACACAUUUAUACUAACUCGGUUCAUUCAUGGAUCGCAAAUCUAACAAGGCGUAAUAUCGAAGAGCUCCAUCUCUUGUUAGAUCAAGACACACCUUUUUUUAUUUCUCUGUCUCUUUUCACUUGUCAAUCAUUGAUUAAAUUGGAUCUAACUGCAAACAGUGCUACCCAUCUUCCUAGAAGUUUCUGUUUUCCAAAACUCAAGAGACUUACACUCCGUCGAAUCCAAUUUACUGAUGAUUGCUGGAAUGAGCAGCACUUUUCUAAAUGCCCUGUCAUUGAAGAGUUGAUUUUGAGUGACUCCACAUGGUUUGGUGUGAGGAAUUUCUGUAUAUCAACUCCUACACUGAAACUCUUGAAUAUUUACACAUGGGAAGCUGAUGGUUUACAAGACUGUGCUCUCAAAAUUAAUGCACCAAAUCUAGUGUCGCUUGCCUAUCUUGGCUGCGUGGCAAAGGAAUAUGUUCUUUCUAGCUUUCAAGCACUAGAAUCUGCAGAAGUUUACUUUUGUACAGAUGAUGUACAAAUUGAGCAAGAGAUAGGUAAUGUUGCAGCAGCGAGCAAGUUUACUCGAGCGCUUUCACAUGUUCAAAAUCUGGAACUACAUGCUGAAACCCUAGAGGCUCUCUCCAUCGCAAAUGACUUCGUAAAUAUCCUACCUGUGUUUCAUGAUUUGAAAUACUUGAUCCUGGUAGAAGGAAAAACCACUGAUAAAUCACUAUUUACAUUGUUCAAAGCAGUACCUAAUUUGAGGUGUCUCGUAUUUGAAGAAGCAAGUGCACUGAACUUUUCAUUUUUAUCACCCGUUUUUGUAGAAAUGGCAAAACUAGUCUUGGGCUUUAAUCUUUUUCUAUUUUUUUGUUAUUUAAUUUUAACGCAGGGCUGCAUUGACGACAAUAAAGAAGAAGAACACAGUUGGGUUAUCGGAGUUACAAAAGACAAUUUAAAGUGAACAGCCCUUCUAGCAGUAGCAUACUUAUAGCCCCCCAAGAAUUAAAAAGUUACAUUCGUUAAAGGUAGAGGUACUCUUGACCUAGUGAGAAAAUGUGCUGGACUUGAAGAAAUAGCAUCCGUUGGUGAUUCAGAAAAGGUAGAAUUAACUGGUCAUAGUAUAGAAAACUGUGUUAGUGCAUCAAGUCUGUCUAGCCCGGCUAGGAUUUCUUUACCCACCCUAAAAUAGAAGAGUUGACGACUUUGAGUCGCAAGUGAAGUGCGUUCUAACUUAGUUCAUAUGGAAAAGCCCCAAUGUGAAGUGCAUGUGCCGGCAGUAGUGACUAGGGAUGAGCACUCAGUCUUGUGACAGCCUUCCUUAUCUUCCUUGCUUCAUUCCGGAACCAAGAACACCGGAAUCAAUGGCAUCUAAUGGGGAACAUCUUUCUGAAAGGCCAAUGUUCGCUAAUAGAAUCUGUUCUUAACCAAUGACAAUACCAUACCAUGUCACUCUCUUUCUUCAUGACUGCUGGUUGCAUGUUUCAACACCUAAGGUCAGUUAACUUUGUGCGUUCUAUUGGUAAUGCGAGGCAGAUGAGACGGGUGAAACUAAUUUUGAAGAAUGCAAAAUCUUUGGAAGCAGUUAUACAAUGUGUAGGAAGAAAUGAUGAUGCGAUAAAAAAAGAAGUAUUUAUGUCUGAGUUACGAAGUCUUCCUAGAACCUCUAACGGAUGUGUGUUUGAGCUUAAAGAGUACUGAUUUUCCAAGGAAUAUCAAGCAUUAUUUGUUUUCCUUUUAGCGUUUAGUUUUGUAAUUCAGUUUUUGAUCAAAAGAUUUCAAUUACCUAUUCAGAGUACAUGACAUUAUCGUAACAUGAUUGAUUGAUCGGCA